Suillus clintonianus is the source of this 1121-nucleotide messenger RNA. RefSeq lists its product as uncharacterized. The record is from RefSeq and is a predicted model, not a curated record. The transcript has 3 exons. The coding region runs from base 27 to 830 and encodes 267 amino acids. NCBI's taxonomy places the organism in Eukaryota, Fungi, Basidiomycota, Agaricomycetes, Boletales, Suillaceae.
CCUUGGCUUGGCGUUCUAAAAAUACUAUGCUUGUCUGGUUCAAAGAUAGAAUUUUGGACUUGGCUCACCUACAAAAAGUCUGCGGUUGGCGCCGUUCUAACCCACUCGCUGCAAGACGCUUAACAACCCACCUUCGUCAAAUGAACUCUGGACCUCCUUACCCAACACAAGACUACUCUCGCUUGCCCUACCAUUCCGUUGAGGCAGACUAUAGGAGACUCAUCAUGUCCAGUUCACAAAUACUAGAGCAGGCACCACCUCCUAGCCUCAGAGAAAUUCUCGGUGCAUACAAAUCGAAAGGGGACGGUGACCGAGAUAUGCUUAUUGCCAUGUUGAAUGCGAAGAGUGCCGAAGACCAACGACUUGCAUCUGUCGCUACAUUGCACAGAACCCUUCUUGAGAUGUCCGCAGCAGAUGCCCGUCAUGCAAGCCCUUCGCCCCCCUCGCAUUCUUUACCACCCACAGCAUCUUACUCAAAACAUGGGCUAUAUCCAAGUGACAUGACCAAUGGACGUGUCUCCCCUCCAUCACUACCUGUAGUGAGGGAACCUCCUCAACUCUCUCAACCACCUCGAAAACGCCAGCGCUCUUCUCACUCCCCUUCAUCACAUUAUGAAUUACGCACAUCUCAUACAUCCUCUCGCGAUUUACCACCUUCCCCAUACUCGUCUCGGAGUGAUUCCGAGGAGUACUCGCCACGAUCCAGAGCAUCAAUGGCGAUAGGGUCAUUGCUCUCUACCGGUCCUAGCAGAGAUGCUCCAGAGGAUCUCCAAAAUCAUUCAGAGAGCACUCAACACACGUCGUCCGGCUCUGUUGGAGUUGCAGUGUAGCUACUACGCAAGCUCCCAUGUCCUGUUUCAUUACUUAUUGUUUUCAUUGCGCUGUAUGGUUAGCAUUACUGUUUGUCAGAUUAAGCUCUCGUAAUCUCUCACCUUUCCCUGCCCCUUGUGGGACAUACUGUCAUCCUUGGCAGCAACUAGUACCAACAAAUGGCAGUGUAAUGACACGUCCGAUGAUAGAAUGGCCGGAACUAAUGACCAAGAUAAUGGGACCAGACGACGCCAAGAUUCUAUUCAUAACUGCCCAGUUAUCUUUGGAGUGUAGUUCUUGUUGCUUUUGAC